AUGGAAGGAAAAUGCUAUCAUUGCAAGCAAGUUAGACAUUAUAGAAAUAAAUGUCCAGAACUUUAUCCAGACCAGUCCGUAGCAGCACCGCAACGAGGUAGAAGUAAAAAGGGUAGCAUACCAGAAACGUCUGAGAUUGCAUCUAAUCGGGAAGACAAGACUACUGCCAUAAUUUAUCAUAUAAAGACUGAUGAUGAUCAAGAUGCUCAUGAGAUUAUAGCAGGUACCUUUUACCUUUUUGAUGAACAUGUUGUUGUGUUGAUUGAUUAUGGUUCUACUUAUUCUUAUAUUAGUACAAACCUGGUUAGAGAGAAGGGAAUCCCUUUAGAACCUAUUUCUAGUGAUAUGGUGGCAAUUAAUCCUUUGGGUCAUAGUGCGAGGAUUAGUCGGAUAUAUAAAUAUUGUUCGAUAAAGAUACAUGGAGGGGAAUUUCCUGUAAAUCUGUUAGAAUUACCUUUCGAGGAAUUUGGAAUAAUUUUAGGCAUGAAUUGGUUAUCUUCCUAUUAUGGUUGGGUAGAUUGUUGUUUGAAGAGAUUGUUCUUAAAGGAUACAAAGGGGUGCAAAGCAAUUUUAGCAAAUGUGGUGGAUACAAGAGCUGCUGAAGUUAAGUUGGAAGACAUACCAACAGUUCGAGAAUAUUCAGAGGUGUUUCCAGAUGAGUUACCUGUUUACCUCCAGAUAGAGAGGUGGAGUUUGGAUUAUGAUGUGGUUAUUGACUACCAUCCUGGGAAGGGUAAUGUUGUAGCUGAUGCACUUAGCCGAAAGACUUUUACAGCUUUGCCAACUUUAGAUGCUCGCUUAUCUUUAAAGGAAAAUGGCGCAAUGCUGGCUGAAUUAAGGAUAAAGCUGAUGCUUAUAGAUCAGAUAAGAGAGAUAUAG
Messenger RNA from Hibiscus syriacus, 879 nucleotides. RefSeq lists its product as uncharacterized. Lineage: Eukaryota; Viridiplantae; Streptophyta; Magnoliopsida; Malvales; Malvaceae. Bases 1 to 879 code for a protein of 292 amino acids. The record is from RefSeq and is a predicted model, not a curated record. The transcript has 3 exons.